Oryctolagus cuniculus (rabbit) is the source of this 8578-nucleotide messenger RNA. NCBI's taxonomy places the organism in Eukaryota, Metazoa, Chordata, Mammalia, Lagomorpha, Leporidae. The record is from RefSeq and is a predicted model, not a curated record.
GCGAGCAAGCCGCGGAGCGAUGGGGCGGGGUCGGGGGGAAAGGGGCGGGGCGGAGAGAACACAAAUUAAAAUUUAGAAAUCAGUCAAAGGCAGCAAGGAAGCCCCGCGGCCCCGUGGAAGCCCGGAGGUGCGGGGCGCCCGGAUCCCGGCCCCCGGCCCGCCCGGCGAUCCGCGGGCAGCGCCCUCGCCGCCUGCUCGGGUGGAGGCUGCGGGCUGCAGCUCGGAGCCGCGGCAGGCGGGGAGGGAAGGCGGGAGCGCACAGGAGGAGGGGAGGAGUGUGUGCGAGGGGCGGAGGUGGGGGAGAGAGCUGUGUCUAUUUCUGGCUCGCGAGGGGAGGUAUCUGCGAGCCCAGCUUCGGUGGCGGGUGGUGGGGGUAGGAGGAGAGAAAGGGUCCCACCCGUUUUUUUCGUUUUUUUCUUUUUUUUUCUCCAAGCUGUCCAGCAGAUGGGGCAAGCUCUCAGAGGACACGGGCGGCCCCCUGCCGAGUCCAGGAGAAAGGCUCCGCUGAGCAGACCUGGGGUGCAGGCCCAGGGAGCCGGCCAGCACUGAGGGAGGCAGCAGUUGGUCCGGGCCCGCCCCUCUGCACACCUGCCCACAGCCUCUCAAGUCAGGGCCAGGUUUGCUGAGUAGACGGCUUCCAGGAGAGGUGAGGACAAUGUGGAGGGGAAUUCUGCAAGAGCAAAGCCCGCUCCAGGAUGGACACACAUGAACGCACACCCAUGCAGGCAUGGGAGACUGCAGAGCCCUAAGCACUCUACCAGAAGUAGCUAACCUACGGGGUCUGAGCCUCAGGGGUCACACAUUCUCCCUCCCAGCACCAACCACUACAAUGCACCUGCUGCGAGAGGGCUUGUGUCUGGGCGCAGGAGCUCUCAGAGGCCAGAACUGUGUCUCUCAACACCCUGCCUGGAGCAGGUGCUGCACCCACAUUGGUUAAACGGGUUCAGAGGCCUGAGCGCUGUACACUGGGUCUGUGCCCCGGCCCCGCCUAAGCUCUCCCAGGACUCUGCCUCCCAUGAUCCUUUGCGGGAUCCAGGUACUGCAAAACCUGCCAGGACAGGGGUCCCAGAGAAUGUGUGGCUCCCACAGUACUGAGGACAGAGAUCCCGACUGGAGAGCUGGUGCUAAGACGUGUGGACCCCCGCUUGGGCCUUGGAGAUUCUGCCUUCAAGGAACUCAGUGUGUGGCAGGGAAUACCAGACAGAAAAUGCAAGUCACCCGGUACCUGUGCAAAGCAAGGUCACAAGCAAGGACACAGUCGUCACAGGUGAGUGUGUCCUAAUGCCAGGAAUGUCGAGGCACUGCCUCAGAGGAGUGGAGGAGAGGAGCUGAGUGCAAGGACCCACCGGGAAGCCCCGGGGCAGACUGGCCUGGGAGGGCCUGUGGUUCCUGGUAGGAAACCGAGCGACGUGGAACUGGCUCACGGAAUGCCUGUACUCCUGUGCCUGAACUGGCCAGGACACAGAGAGCACCCGACACAGGAGGCCUCUCAUGGGACUUUCUCUCUGGGCACCCAGGAGGGACCCAGACACGCGUCACAGCGCACGCGAGGGCUGCAGCCCUGGCCUGGGUGCCAAAUCUGCUUCAGUAUGACCGCACGCUUCUUCCCCAUCCCACUGGUGAUGAAGGCGCAAACCAUCACUCCUAAGGUCCUCAUCCUUACCCACCGGUCACUCUCUGCUUUACACAAGACCCCCCCCCCCCCCCAAUCAACUGUACGGGAGCAAUCAGACCUGCCAAUCCCUCCUUAGCAAACACCAGGAACUGGUUACCAUCCAGGCUGGGAACGCUGCGGGCGAAGCGUCCUGCCCCUUCCCCUGGUUAAAUCCAGCCCCUCACGGCUGCCGAGGACCCGUAUCUGGGGUUAGCGCCUCUCAAUACUUUAGAUGCACUGUGGGACACUGCUCCACUCAGUGCCCUGCCUACCUGUGCAUUCUUGUUGCUGGAUGCCCUCUGCCCCCAGGACCUGACCUGCCUCCCUUCCGCCCUCACUAUUUCCCUGGACUUCAGGUGGGUCACUUCCCCUCGCCGCGUUCCUCUGUAGCCCCUCUCAGGAGGGAUCACAGCCCCCAAACCCCAAGUCCCUUCCCUUCCUUCAGCAAACAGCUCCUGGAAUUCUGCAGGUUUGGAGCCAGGAAGAGAUGGCUAUGCACAGACAGGCACCGGCCACUCUGUACCGUCUGAACCGAGUGCCCCUCACUCUGUCCUGUGCGACACGUCACCUGCCAGUUUAUGGGAUGGAAAACACUCUGUGAGCACCUCGUGGGUGCCAGUGGCCCCUCUGUCCUCCGUACCGCUGGCCUUUGCAUGGUCAUUCUUGAAAGCAGGGGUGGGAACCUACUCAAAAUCACUGGGUCUGGCCCUGCCAAAGACUCAAAAUUCAGUAAAUCUACAGCAGGCUCAUUUUUAAGCUGGUCAGUUUGUGUGGCCAACAAGUGCUGUUACAAAUACCCAAAUGGCUCUGGGCAGAAGAGAAAGUUCCUCAACCCUGGCUUCAAGGGUCUGGCCACAGUCAGGUGGUGGUCCCUUUAAAUAGUCACCCUGGCAUCCCGGAACUUUCUGAUGCUCCCUACUGCCACCUCUGUCUGGCUCUUUUUUGAUUCCUUUCACAUCCCCGGAAUUUCCCACCAUCCUCCACUGCAGUGGGAGCACUCUGCUGCCGUGGCAACGGCCAUUCCAGCAUCAGUCGAUAAAGCCAAUAUGUACAGGACAUUUCUCUGAGUGAUUCCUAAAAAGAGAGGGUCCUUCCCUGUCCCACUUCACCCAGAUCCAGCCAGAGCCCCUUCUGCUGGGCCGUUCUCCCCGUGGGCUGCAUUAACGUCCACUAGAGAGAGAUUCAGCUGUGACCGGUGGGGGCUAGGGCACGAGGGGAAGCUGGGCCAGGCAGUGGGCACUGGAUCCUGCCCCCAUAGGGGAGGUGGAGAAGGAGGCUGGCUUGGAAGCAGGGAGGUCCCCGGUACCCAGCUUCCCGAAGGCCGGCUCAGCACCCACCCCCUCCUCUCUGCCAAGGCACUGGCAGCUUCUGGGGUGCAGACAGGAUUAAUGAUUUGACCGCAGCUGUCGACUGAUAACUUAAAGCAAUUUGAGGGAUAAAGACAUAAGUGUACAGCCAAGAAAAAGCUUGUUGUGGGGUUUUACGUUCUCACACCCCUGGGAUGGGGCCGGAUGGAACCCAGGGUGUCUGUGGGUUGGAUUAGGAGAGCUGGGUGGGCAGUGGAAGACAGAAGAGGGUAGGAGGGAGGGCUUGGCUGCCCCUGCCCUGUUGACCUUGAAAGUGACCUUAGCAGGGGGCGUGUCGAUGGGAGGGAGUCACGGGCAAUGAGUCCACAGCUGGGUCCCUCCAGGGCUAGAGCAGGAGGCAGAGUUUUCCUGAUUUCCGUGCUCACAGCCGAGACCUGGAGAGCGAGGGCCAGGACGCCAGCCACACGGUCCGCAAGUCCUGCCUGCCCUCCCUGGCCAGGGCCGGGGCUGUCGCCUGCCCCCGAAUGCACUGCUCUUUCUUUACAUUUUCCCUGCUUGGAUCCCUGUCUCUUCCGCACCUCCCGAGCAGAGGCUCAGCAACGCCUCUGCCUCAGUGGACAGCCCUCCCCUGCUCUGCCCUUUUCUCCGCCUGGUCAUACCACCCCCACCAGCGGCUUCCCGAGCGACCAACGUGCGCUGGAGGCUGUGGAAGAGGCUGGUGCCUGAGCACAGGACCCGUCUGCACCCAAACAGCUCCUCAUGGCGCCUGCCCUGUUCAGUGAUGGUGGAUGCUGGAGGAUGCGGGCAACAGCGAAACACACCAGGAUUCUUGUCCCCGAGGGGCUUCUGUCCCUAUGGGCAGGGCAGACAUCACCCCAGGAAAAGGAUCACGGGAUAUCCGGGGGAGGGGCCCGACUUCCCAAGGAGUGACCAAAGAAGGUGCCACCAAAUAGGCAGGGUUUGUGUGGAGCUGAAGAGGGAGUGGAGAUUGGGGAGAGGGGUAGAGGGGCGAGGCGAGCAGUGGCCCUGAAGGGCAGCGUGCCCAGUGCACCCAAAGGAUGGCCAGGUCAGCAGAGGCGAGAGAAAGGAAGGGUCGCUGGCAGGGGAGGAGGUCGGGACGGCGACAGAGGCCAGUGAGUGGAGAGUCUUUUCGUCCCCUUGAGCUGGGAGUGGCGGGCAGGUUUACAACAGGGACCCAUGACCUCGCUUCCCCCUGAAGACUCACUCUGGCUGCGUGGAGAACAAAUUGCCAGCUGCAGUGACCCAGGGAGCGAUGGUGGUGGCUUAGAAGGCAGUGGCCACCGUGGUGGUGCCGAGCAGUGGUCAGACCCGGGAUAUAUUUGGGCCCAGCAGAAUCUGCUGACCCACCAGACGUGGGUGGGCGAGAACAAAAGGAAACUACCGCUCGUCACUGGCUUCGCGGAUGCUUCCCGAGGUGGGGCACUUUGUCCAAAGCCGUCCCAGCUCCGUGCACACGGUGGGCUCUCAGAAAUAUUUGGUGAAUGACGACUGAUUACAUGAAUGAAUGCGUGACUCAGAACAGAUGUGUGGGGAUUGUAAACGGCAGUGACCUGCCAAUGCCCCGUGGCGAGAGACACUGCAGCUGGCGUGGGGAAGGCAAGCCAGGCCCCUGCGAUGGGGCCCCAGUGGCAUCCGGUCUCUCUCUUCUGAGGCCCAGGCCAGCGAGAGGCCAGCCGAUCCUCUCCUUGGUCCUUCAGGGAAGUGACCCUGGCAUUCAGGGCCGAGACCCUUCCUGUCCCAAAUGUCUCCUCUGCUCGGCGCACGGGGGACAAUUUUGCUGCACCUCUGAGAGAUGGCAAGGGGUCCCACAGCCCAGGUCCCCAUUGGGAGCUGAGCGUCUGCAGAAAAAGAGACAGUGGACGCAACAGUGUAACACAGUUGCUCUGGUUAGCUCAAACCUCCAGGGCCUCAUCCAGGAAGCCCUCCUAGGUUGGUUGUCUGCCUCCUACCAGCCCAGACACCUUUGCUUUGCCAGGGUGUUGGUAGCUAAGACACGUCUGUGGGCUCUGCAGGUCCCUGGCUCACCCUCUCCAGCCCCAGAGCUCAGGGGUUGCGAAGUCUCAAGGUCAGGUGUGCGGCUCAGGAGAGAUUUGUUGUCUUCCUGUCGUUUGGGGGAAGUGAGGAUCAGCAGAAUGAAGGCUGGGAGCGGAGCCAGGCGGCGCGGGCCCUGGUCUGCUCUCCGGCCCCAGUGUCUCCAGGGAGCUCCCAGGAGGGUGGAGACACCGAGAAAUUCUGAACUACAACUCACAUGGCUCAGCCGCUGGGACACAGCUUCCCCCGAGCAUCUAUGCCUCCAGGGCAGGGACGGGCCUGCGCACCACAGGGAAGGAGACCGAGAGGCCCUGAGAAGGCACGCAAGCGGCCAGCGCCACAGCCUGGAGCCCAAGGUCCCCACAGAGAGAGGCCAGGGCUCCCCCGGCUGGGAGAGGGCGUGGAGCCCCCCUUCGGAGGGAACAGGCACUGUGCUAAGGGCGACUUGGGGGCCUGCCCCAGACCUGGGAGCAAAGGGCCGGCCCCUCUUUAGCCAUGGACCCCCAGCUGGCCCCAGGGAAGUCCAGGGCCAGUGAGGCCGCCCUGCUGCUCCUUGUCCUGCCAGGUGCACUGACCGCCAGGCAAGCAGGGAGCCCCAGAGGUCCCCAGGGCGUGGGUCUCUCCUUCCUUCACCACAGCGGGAGUCUGGGACCUCCCAGCACCGAGACCCUCGUUCCCCUUCAAGGCCGGAGCUCCCCGGUCUCCUGCAAGGGGCUGCAUCUCUGACUCAGGGUCCCGCAUGGCCUCCCAGGAGGCACAGUCCCUGCCUCCGGCAUCUGAUUGCUACGGCUGCCGGUGCCAGCUUGCAGCACCUGAGCCCUGCACCUGCCUAGUGAACUGGCCCUCUGAGGCUCCCCAGGCCUAACCCCAGCCUUACCCCCUUUACUUUGCCCUACCCUUCUCCUCAACGACUUCCUUAUAGGAAUUCAGACCCAAUUCAUUGUUUCAGGGCCACUCUUCCAGGAAGCCUUCCCUGACUACUCCCAUGCUGACCUUGACCUUUCCUUCCUGCAGAUUUUAGGCCAGGGGGCCGUAUGGUCACAUUCUGCUGGCUUGCAUGUUAGGGAGACAUCCUCUCCUGCCAGCUAAAUUGUACAAGGCCUACAUAUAAGACUCAGGGUUCACUAGUGCUUACUGAACGGAAGGCAGGGAUCAUUUAGCUACCAGGCACCUAACUGUUGCCUCAGACUCUCGUGGACACAUCCUGGUGGAAUCAGAACCCCAAUUCAGGUCUGCUGGGGACCCACAGCAUUCCAAAACUUCGUGCUGUCAGCACGCAGCUGUUUCUAAGGACUUGUUUCCUUGCACAAGAGGCGUGGCAGCCCCCACCCCAACCCCCAGCAGGAGAGUCCGGGCUCUGGUCUUGGAGGAGCACGGAGAGUGGGGAGGAGGGUCCCGCCUGUCCUGCCUGACCCACCUGCUGCCCCCGAGCUCUGAGGGGGCUCUGGCCUGCAGUCGCAUUAGAGCCGGCCACAGACUCCCCUGAGCAAGCAGGGAUGGGGGAGCUGGUGUCCACAGCACGGCCCCUUCCUGGCUCAGCCCCUCACUCUCUGUCCUGGGGUCCUGACAUCCCAGCAAACCUGGGACUCUCUGGGGCCUUAGGGUGCUGGGAGAAUGCCUGUUCCCCGCCCUGGAGCUGGUCAUGCAGAAACCAGGCAGGGUGGGGGCGGAGACUGCUCCCUCUGCUCAGGGAGGAAAAUGCCGAAUGGCGGGAGCUCCGAGAUUGGACUCAUUUAGAAUCAGAUGGAAUAAGGAGCCCAGGAUAAGAGGCCCAGAUGUUUGCCACAUGUGCUUGUCCUGGUGUUGCCACGGCAACUGCCCCAUACAUAGGGCUGGGGUGGCUGCUGCACACUGGGCCCCCAGCUGAGCUCAGCACCACCCAGGUAGGGCACCCUUCGACCAAGAACAGCCCAGCUCCGUUGUCAUGGCAACCACGGGCCUGGGCGCCGGAGCCGCAGGCAGGCUGUACCGGAGCGCAGGAUGGACACGCACACACGCACUGCCUGUGUGAGCGAGUGUCCUGGGGCACGGGCCCACCUAGGGUCAGGCCACAGCCGUCUAUGCAGGCUUGCUUGUUUCAAGGUCACAGAAUCAGAACCUCAAGUGGGACCUUAAAGGUAACCCUACUCCCCGUUCCACCUUGGGGCAGAACCGAUCAGACCGUAACAGACCCUGUGACCUCACUGUGGGCCAGGCACGGCCCCCAAGGGAGGAGAAACACAGGCGGAGGCCUCAGGUUGUCUUGCCAACGCAGUGUGGACACCGCUAACUCAGAACAGACUGGCUGAGCCUGUGCUUACAGAAGCCACCAUCGGACAUCGGCAGAUGCUGUGUGCAUGGUCACGUUCCCCAGUCUGGGGAGCCCCGGGUGACAUCCACCAGGUUCUCAAAUCCGUUCUGGACCCCAAAGAACCAGAGACAAGUGCAAAAGAAGAGAUGACUUCGCUCACUGGGGCCGGAGCCACCAGGGCCGCUGAGCCGAGAAACCUGGCCCCACCCCCCGAAAACAGACUUCCUGUCUCUGUGCUGCACCCCUUCUCCGUUGGCAUCUCGGUGCCUUGGUCCCGGAGCUCCUGCCCACCGCCCGCCUGCCUGCUGCCCCGGACUUUGUCUCAGGAAGGCCACGGCGGGCGCGGGGGUCAGCCCCUGCCUCUGGACAGCGCCUGUCUCCCCAAGGCCAGGCCUGGGGCUGCUCUCCGUCCAUGUCCACAGGGACUGUGCGUGCAUGCUAGGGAGCCCCCAACCUCGGGAUGUCCGUCACGCACACGGCAGAACACUCUCAUUGCCUCCUGCCCAGCGUGCGUGCAGGGGGUGGGUUUUCCCACUGAAGGCUCGGCUGAGCGUUUCUCUGCCCUGGGGUUGGGGGGGGACGACCAUAACUCGCUGACCCUUCCUGGAUCCUGCCUUUGACUCUGCAGCUCCCUCUGAAGCCCAGGAGCAGGCAUUCAGGAACCACGCACAGGAAGUGGGUUUUGACCCCUUCUGUCUGGGGUCUCGCAGCACUUCAUCUAGAGGGGGCUGCUGUGUCAAUGUCACCCCCAGAGCUCUGCCUGUCAAGCAGUGCUAUGGGGCGGGGAGCGCCUCUCAGCAGGGGACCCCAAUCCUCUUACUGAGGGGGUGGGACCAUGCGUCCCAGCUUCUGUCCACUCACUGGUGCCUUGGCCUUGACCGGUUCAGGAGCCGGCACUCCUUGGGAUAAAGCCCGCUUUGGCCUCCCCACGGAGACCCUCAUUAGGAGCGGGGCUCGCCAGCCUCUGCAAAGACCACCAAGCCAGGGCCUGGAGGCCACGCUGCAUGAGCCUGGAAGUACAGCAGUGGUGAAGUCCGGCAAACGGUCUACCUCCCGCGGCUGGGACCGCUCCCCGGCCCCUGGAUCACACCCUCGAUCCACCGACCCGAGGGGGGCACUUCAAGACAAGUUUCUCGUGGUGUGAAGAGAAUCUGAAAUCCACGCCCCCCUUUUCCACCAAGUCACGCCCAUGAACAUUCUGUGGAGCCCUCGUACGCGUGGCUUCCAAGUUUUCUGGUAGUGAAAUAAACUCAUCUUGCAACCCCGUGUCCCACA